UAUCACGCUGCAGUGAUGAUGUGCUUUGAUAAAAAGCUGGAAGCUUCAAGGCGCGACUUCUAUGUAACCGACACUGAAAUUCGUGAAACAGACUGCGUUAUAAGUACAGUGGAACUCGAUUCUCUUCUGGAUGAAGUUGAAAAUCUUGUUGAGUCUGAAGAACAAGGAUGGUUAGGCGAUUUCAGCAGAGGUCUGUCCAAUGGCGUUUACUUUUCAUUAUUUAUAUUUCCAUGCCCAGGGGUUCUUUGCGGUAACGCAGGCGGAACUUCCGGUGGAUUUGCAGACGUUUUAGUUGAGAGGUUUGUGAAGGAAUGUGGUGGUGAAAUUGCUGAGCAGCGAAUAGCGAGGAAUGUAGAUAGCAUCACGGUAACUCGCGACGGCGAAGUGCUUCUGCGGGCAGCGAGGAUUUAUGGAUUCAGAAAUAUUCAGAACUUAGUACGAAAAAUGAAGAACAACAAAACACCUUAUGACUAUAUCGAAGUCAUGGCUUGUCCUAGCGCGUGUGGUAAUGGCGGCGCACAAAUACGUGGAGAAACUGCGGAAGAAAGGGAACGGAUUCUUAAAGCAGUCGAAGAAACUUUCGCCAAAAUUGGUCACGAUGCCAGCUCAGAAGCACGGCUCGUUUUUACGAAUUAUUCAGUAACUGUCAUCUAG
This is a messenger RNA of Strongylus vulgaris, 654 nucleotides long. The record is from the annotation of a GenBank genome assembly. Lineage: Eukaryota; Metazoa; Nematoda; Chromadorea; Rhabditida; Strongylidae.